Aphidius gifuensis is the source of this 2676-nucleotide messenger RNA. Its product is annotated as laccase-like. Gene Ontology annotation, biological process: iron ion transport. The record is from RefSeq and is a predicted model, not a curated record. Gene Ontology annotation, cellular component: plasma membrane. Gene Ontology annotation, molecular function: oxidoreductase activity; copper ion binding. NCBI's taxonomy places the organism in Eukaryota, Metazoa, Arthropoda, Insecta, Hymenoptera, Braconidae. Bases 61 to 1926 code for a protein of 621 amino acids. The transcript has 7 exons.
UGUCUUUUAUUAUCAGUCAAAUAAAACAAUAAACAUCUAAUUAAAAACACAAAAAUAACUAUGAAAAAACUACUAGUAAUUAUUGAUUUUUAUUUGAUAAAUAUUAUCAAUGGAUAUUUGUCGAAAUCAUUGGAUUUAAAUUAUUCAAAUCCAAAUAUAUCUGGUGGUAUUAAUCAUGAUUGUUACAGAGAGUGUAAAAAUCACGAUAAAAAAUCAUGUUAUUAUGAAUUUGUUGUCUCACAAGAUACAUCAAUGAGUUAUUCAUGUAAAAAUUGUCCAUUUGUUUUGAGUGAUUGUUAUUUGGAAGGUUGUAUAACUGGUGGUGGACAUGUAAGAACUGUCUCAGUUGUUAAUCAUAUGCUACCAGGACCAAGCAUCCAGGUUUGUGAAGGAGAUGUUGUUAAAGUUAAUGUGAUAAAUAAAUUGCACAGUGAAUCAACGACAAUUCAUUGGCAUGGAAUACAUCAAAAUAAUACAAAUUACAUGGAUGGAGUACCAUUUAUAUCUCAGUGUCCAGUAUUACCAAAUAAUAAAUUUAUUUAUGAGUUUAUUGCUUCACCAAGUGGUACACAUAUGUGGCAUUCUCAUAUUGGAUUUCAAGAAGCUGAUGGAUUACAUGGCAGUUUAAUUGUUAGAAAAUUCAAUGAUUCAUUGAGUAAAUAUUAUGACUAUGAUAUUGCUGAACAUGUCAUGAUAAUAUGGCACUGGUAUGAUACAACAACAGAAUCAAAAUUAUCAACAGCACUUCAUAGAUUUGAUAAUGUUUAUGGAUAUGGUUUUUUAAUAAAUGGAUUAUCAUCACAAGUAUUGUUUAAUAAAAAUAAUCAAACAUUUAAUAUACCAAAAAAAAUAUUUCAUGUUGAUAAAAAUAAAAAAUAUCGUUUUCGAGUUAUUUUUAAUAGUCCAAUUUAUUGUCCAGUUCAAGUGUCAAUUGAUGAUCAUAAAUUACUGGUUAUUGCAUCGGAAACUGGAGAGAUUGAACCAGUUGAAGUUGAUUCUUUUAUGUUAAAUGCUGGUGAACGUUAUGAUUUUGUUCUUAAUGCAAAUAAAAAACCUAAAAAUUAUUGGAUACGAUAUCGAGGACUUGGUGAUUGUUUAAAAAAAAAUAUUAAAGCUUCAGAAGUUGCUGUGCUUCAUUACAAUGAAGUGGAAAAUAAUGAACCAAGUGAAGCGAUUGGCUAUGAAAAUUCAUACAGAUCAGGAGUUCUUUUAAAUCCAGUUAAUAUUUUACAAGAAAAUUAUCAAAAUUGUUCUCUAAUUAAAUUUGUUGAUUUAAAUAAUUCAAAAGAUUUUCAAGAUAACAUAUCAAAAAUUCCAGAUGAUGUAUUUUAUUUUAAAUUUUCAUUCGACACUUAUUAUUCUUAUUUUAUUCCUGGACCAUAUCCAUUAAUAAAUAAUGUUGCAUUUGAUUAUCCAUCAUCACCACUGGCCUCCCAAGCUGAUGAAACACCAGCUGAAAAAAUUUGCCAGAAUGGAAAUUAUACGAAUAAAAAAUGUAUUGAUAAUUUUUGCAAGUGUUUAUCAAUUUACAAUGUGAAAAUUGGAAGUCUUGUUGAGAUGGUAUUUGUUGAUACAAGCAGUGAUCAUGAUCAAGAUCAUCCAAUGCAUAUUCAUGGUCAUGAUUUUUAUGUUGUUUCGAUGGAAACAAUUGGAUCAAAUAUAACUCUUGAUUAUGUUAAACAUUUAAAUCAACAGGGAUUAAUUAAAAAAAAAUUUAAUCGGGCACCAGUUAAAGAUAAUGUAAAUGUUCCAACAAAAGGUUUUCUUGUCAUUAGAUUUAUUGCUAAAAAUCCGGGCUAUUGGAUUGCCCAUUGUCACAUUGCAAAUCAUAUGGAUAUGGGAAUGAAUUUUGUGCUCAAAGUUGGUGAUGAUAAAGAUAUUCCAAAAGUUCCUGGUAAUUUUCCAAAGUGUGGACAUUUUUAUUAAAUUAUGAUAGAUGACCUUGGAAUUAUUGUCAGUUGUUUUCAGUUUUUUUUUUUUUUAUUUAUCGAGGUCAUGGUGUUAUCUAUUGCUAUGAAUGCGGAAUAAAUUUUUUAUUAUUUUAAAAUCCAGUUUAAAGUUGAUAAGAAUAUAUGGAAAAAUACAGAAUGCAUAGCAAAAAUAUAUAUUUUUUAGACUUUGAGAACAUAAAUGAGGACAAAAUAUUAAUAAAAAAACAAACAAAUGAAUUUUUUACUUUUUAUUAUUUUAAAAUAAAGUUUAAAAUUGAUAAGAAUAAGCAGAAAUAUGAAGAAUGCAUUUUACAGGUGCAUAUUUUUAAGACCUUGACUAGAAAAAAUAAAAAAAUUACAAAAACAAAAACAUUAAAUGAAAAAUGCAAUUAAUUUGAGACCUUGAUAUAUUUCAAUAAAUAAAAUUAAAUAAAUAGUUGUUGAUUAAUAUUUAAAUAAAUGAAAUUAAUAUUUAAUAAAUAAUUCAAUUAAUAAUAAAUAAAUAAAUAAAAUAAUAAUUAAUUUUUAAAUAAUUAAUUAAACAAAAAAAAAAAAUCCAACUAAAUUAUUUAAUUAAUUAAAUAAAAAAUAAAACAAAAUAUAUUUUUUGACUUUUUAUCAUUUUAAAAUCCAGUUUUAAAUUGAUAGAAAAAUAUAUUUAAAUAAAAUAAAAAUGUAUGGAGUUUAUUUUCAUGAUUUAAAUAAAUAAAUUGAAUAAAUAAUUGAAUAAAAAAAUAUACAUAAA